AUGAAGUGUUUAUUUUAUCUUCUUGUUUUUGUAACUAUUGUUAUUUCGGAUACACCAAGUAAACCUUUGUUUUUACCACAAUUACCGGUUGGUGAAUACAAAAUAAAUAUCUUAGCAUUGAUACGUUGUGAAUUAUCGACUGACGAAUUAAAAUUUAAUUAUCACCUAAGCAAAACGUCCGUCAACACCACAGAAAUUAAAGGAAACACAACCUUAAUUGAACCACUUGAUGAUUCUUUUAAUGUUGAGAUCAAUUUGGCGGUAAAAGAUUCUGUUGGUGGUUGGAGGGAUAAUGCUCAUAUUUUUAAGACACCUAAAGCUUGCUCGUCAUUGAAAAUGUGGGCGGGAAAAUUCUGGAAACCACUGAUGGAAACCAUAGGAAUGCACAAUCAUAAUUGUCCUAUUCCCGCGGUAUGUAUUAUAUAA
Molecule: messenger RNA, 426 nt
Organism: Acyrthosiphon pisum (pea aphid)
Lineage: Eukaryota; Metazoa; Arthropoda; Insecta; Hemiptera; Aphididae
Exons: 3
Coding region: 1-426 (141 amino acids)
Source: RefSeq, a predicted model, not a curated record